Miniopterus natalensis is the source of this 1470-nucleotide messenger RNA. NCBI's taxonomy places the organism in Eukaryota, Metazoa, Chordata, Mammalia, Chiroptera, Miniopteridae. The record is from RefSeq and is a predicted model, not a curated record.
UGCUUUGUGCCCCUGUGCCUCAGUGUCCCCCUCAUCUCACGACCUCCGACACCCCUCCCGGCUCAGCACCUGGUGCCCGGCGCCGGGGGAAGGAAGGAUGAUUCCCGAGGGAAGGGUCCUCUCUUCCUUGCUAGGACUCGCGCUGCUCUGGUUCCCCUUGGACUCCCACGCUCGAGCUCGCCCAGACAUGUUCUGCCUUUUCCAUGGGAAGAGAUAUUCCCCCGGCGAGAGCUGGCACCCCUACUUGGAGCCACAGGGCCUGAUGUACUGCCUUCGCUGCACUUGUUCCGAGAGUGCCCAUGUGAAUUGUUAUCGCCUCCACUGCCCGCCUGUCCACUGCCCCCAGCCUGUGACGGAGCCACAGCAGUGCUGUCCCCGGUGUGUGGAACCUCACACGCCCUCUGGGCUCCGAGCGCCCCCAAAGUCCUGCCAGCACAACGGAACCAUGUAUCAACAUGGAGAGAUGUUCAGUGCCCAUGAGCUGUUCCCUUCCCACCUGCCCAACCAGUGUGUCCUCUGCAGUUGUACCGAGGGCCAGAUCUACUGCGGCCUCAUGACCUGCCCGGAACCAGGCUGCCCCUCACCUCUCCCGCUGCCCAGCUCCUGCUGCCAGGCCUGCAAAGAUGGCUCAGGUGAGAAAUCAGCUGAAGAGGACACCACACAGUUACACCGUGGGGCGAGACAUUCCCAGGAUCCAUGUUCAGGGGACGGCGGGAGAAGGAGAGGCCUGGGCACCCCAGCCCCCACUGGGCUCAGCUCCCCUCUGGGCUUCAUUCCUCGCCACUUCCGACCGAAGGGGGCCGGCAGCACAACAGUCAAGAUCGUUCUGAAGGAGAAACAUAAAAAAGCCUGCGUGCAUGGCGGGAAGACAUACUCACAUGGGGAGGUGUGGCACCCAGCCUUUCGCUCCUUUGGACCACUGCCUUGUAUCCUGUGCACCUGUCAGGACGGCCGCCAGGACUGCCAGCGGGUGACCUGCCCCACUGAGUACCCCUGCCAUCACCCUGAGAAAGUGUCCGGAAAGUGCUGCAAGAUUUGCCCAGAGGUCAAGGCAGACCCUGGCCACAGUGAGAUCAGUGCCACCCGGUGUCCGAAGGCGCCGGGCCGGGUCCUCGUGCACACAUCAGUAUCCCCAAGUCCAGACAACCUGCGUCGCUUUGCCCUUGAGCGUGAGGCCUCUGAGCAGGUGAACAUCUACCUCUGGAAGCUGGUAAAAGGAAUCUUCCACUUGAUUCAGAUCAAGAGAGUCAGGAAGCAAGACUUCCAGAGAGAGGCACAGAACUUCCGGCUGCUCACCGGCACCCACGAAGGUCACUGGAACGUCUUCCUAGCCCAGACGCCAGAGCUGAAGGUCAUGGCCAGUCCAGACAAAGGGACCAAGACCUUAUAACAAAGAUCUAAACUGCUGCAGAUAUGAGCUUUAUCAUUUUUGUUGUUAUAUAUUAAUAAAUAAAUUGCAUUACCCCUCAA